Molecule: messenger RNA, 543 nt
Organism: Xenopus laevis (African clawed frog)
Lineage: Eukaryota; Metazoa; Chordata; Amphibia; Anura; Pipidae
Gene: ndufb3.L
Product: NADH:ubiquinone oxidoreductase subunit B3 L homeolog
Exons: 3
Coding region: 159-452 (97 amino acids)
Biological process (GO): electron transport chain; mitochondrial respiratory chain complex I assembly
Cellular component (GO): mitochondrion; respiratory chain complex I; mitochondrial inner membrane
Source: RefSeq, a predicted model, not a curated record
UUACUCUAGAGACGUAAACGCGUUGGCCUUUUUUUUCUAUAACUUUAUCAGUAAAACAAGCGUGACAAUUUUCCCGCAAGGUUACGGUGACGUCCUGUCCGUCAACUCUGUGGUUCCGCUCAGUUACCCUAUCGAAGAAGGUUUAAUAAUUCAGAGGUAUGGGUCACGGCCACGACCACCAUGGACAUGCUAAAAUGCAGCUGCCUGACUAUAAGCAGUGGAAAAUAGAAGGUACUCCUCUGGAGGAAGUACAGAAAAGGCUGGCGAAUCGAGGGCUUAGGGAUCCAUGGUUAAGAAACGAAGCCUGGAGGUACAUGGGUGGGUACGCUAAACCUGCAACUUUCAAGGACGUUGUGUUCAGAGGCUUCAAAUGGGGUUUUGCUGCCUUUGUGGUAGCACUCGGUGUUGAAUAUGCCUUGUUCCCACCAAAGAAAUCUGAAGGCCACCAUUAGAAAGAACAAGAAGAUCUCACUAACUCUGUUUGAAGACCACCCUGUUCAUAUAAUAAUAAUUGUAUUAAAGUGUUGCUACUGAACUGUAAAA